AUGACAUCGGUACCAACUAAAUUAUAUCAUCAUCAUGAUCAUUAUCAACGAGGAUCAAAUAGUAAAUUGUUAACAACAUCGAUGAAUACUAUAAAUACAAGUGACGAUAUGAUUCUGAUGAAAGUCCAGCGAGAAUUGGGCAUUAUUGAAAAGCUUUGUUCAACAUAUGGUUUUGUGUAUUGUUGUCAUCGUGAUGGCCGCUAUUUUUUUCACUUUAGUGAAUAUAAAAAUGAUAUCCAACAAGCUAAAAUAGGAGAUGUAGUCGAAUUUGAAACAACCAUUGAUAAACGAAAGAAAAAGCCAGUUGCUGUUAAUAUUAUACCUGCUAGUUCAGAAAUAGUAGGUGAAAAUCGCGUAGAAGGCACUAUUGCAGUAGUUGCCCGACUACAACAAGUACAAAAUGAGUUUCCACCAUUUGAUUUUAUCCCUGAUGGAAAAGUAACUUAUGUAAAAAAAGGUGAAACUUAUUUUUUACCGUACGGUCUCACUGAUCUGCAAGAUUCAACUGUUCAAGUAAAAGUUGGUGAUCGAGUUUCAUUUAAUGUUGGCCAAGAUCGUCGUACCAAUCAAUUUUUUGCACGAAAUGUUGUACUUCUCGAUCAACCGAUUCCAUCGACGUCAUCAACUAUAAAACGUUAUCGUGGUGUUAUAUCAACCAUGAAGGAUAGCUUUGGUUUUAUUGAACGUGAAGAUGCACUUAAAGAGAUAUUUUUUCAUAUCACCGAGUUCGGACCUACUGCUACUGCAACUAUGAUUCAACCAGGUGUAGAAGUGGAAUUUGAUAUUCAAGAUCGACAUAAUAAAGAAGUCGCUAGUAAUAUAAUUAUAUUACCAAAAGGUACAGUUGAAUUCGAUGAAAUUGAUAAAACACCUCAUAUUGGUCGUAUAUUACAACCCUUACAAAAUAAAUUAAAAAAAUCAGAGAACGCAUUAGCUGGUCGUUUAAUUUACGAUGCAUUAGAAAAAAAAAUGUCAGAAUUACCAUUUGGUGACCGUGAUCGUUGCGGUUUAUAUACAUUGCUUGAUAGUGAUAUUGUACAAUUUGUUAUUGCAAAAGAUAAACGUGAUGGUAUGAUGCGUGCUACACAGAUAUCGUUACUUGAUCAAAGUUUUCUUAAAUCAAAAGAACAACGACAGAUAGGUAUUGUGAUCAAAUUAGAUACUACAAUAGGUGGUCAGAUUAAAUAUUUAUCAUCAGAUCAGAUUGUGUCAUUUCGAUUUAGUGAAGUUAUGAAAGAUAAUUUCCAAAUAACAGAAGGUGACCUAUUGGAAUUUACAUUAGCAUCGAAUAUAAUUAACGGGGAUUUACCACAAGCUAUUCGAAUUAAAUUAAUAGCAAAAGAUAGUCUAACGAAUAUCAAUGGUCACGAAUUAAGAUUAAUGGGUAUUGUUGAACGUGAUGCCAAUGAUGCACGAUUAGAACGAAAUGGUCGUUCCAAUGAAGCCUCUGAAACUAAACAAACCAAUGGUAAUGAUACAGUUUCAUCGUCUAUUAACAAUCGUCAACAAGAACCAGGCCUGAUUCGAUAUGUACAUCAGAGUAAUGAAUCUACCAUACAAUAUUUAUCAACUAAUCUCAGCAAUACAUCAGCACUAUAUUAUGGAGAUAAAGUGGAAUUCAAUAUAACACCGGGUAGUAAAUUAGCUUUGAAUGUAGCAUUAAUCGAACGAAAUCGUGUUCAUGGUUGGAUUGCAAUUCUUCGUGAAGGAAAAGGCUUUAUUGAACAAGGUACUACAAUGGGCAGUAUUGAACCAGUUGCAUUUUCCAUGAGUUCAUUUACGGGUGACAAUAUACAAGUAGAAUUAGGUGAUGAAGUUGAAUUCAGCUUAAGAAAAAUAUCUAGCCGUCUAGUAGCGGAAAAUAUUCUCAAAGUAUCAUCAACUAUUAAUAAUUUCUAUUCGAUUCUUCCAACAAUACAUUGUGGUCGUGUUGUAACUCCAGUUCGAAUGAUAUCCAAUGAUGAAUGUGAAGUAUUUGGCCGAAUCCAAAAGAUAGCUGAUGAUGGUAUACCAGGUGAAUGCUUCACAUUUAGUAUCACAGGGGUUAAAAACAAACGUGUUAUUUUAUUACCGAAUGAUUCAGUAACAUUUUCGGUUGCUGUUGGACUGGACUAUUCAAGACGUGCUGUGAAUAUUAUUUUAGAAAAUGAAACGCGUAAAGGAAAAGUUGAUACAGUUAAAGGACAGUUUGGUUUUAUUGAUUUUGCAUGUGAAGAAAAUAAAAAAAUCUUUUUUCAUAAUUCCGAAAUUGAAUCCGGAAUUGAUUUACGAGCCGGUGAUGAAGUUGAAUUUUAUGCUCAAUAUAACCUGAAAAGUGGUAAACCAUGUGCUAGUCGAUUACGUCGUGUUAAUAAUCUUCAACGACCCGAUCGAUUAAUUACAAAACUUAAAUCGAUUAAUUUCGAUGAAAAUACACGACAAAAAUUAGUUAUUAUCCGACAGCCACGAAAUGCUGAUGAGAAAUCAAAAGGAUUCACUAGCGUUCGAAGCGAACGAGCGCCUGGCGUACUGAUAAAAGCACAAAAUUAA
Rotaria socialis is the source of this 2529-nucleotide messenger RNA. The record is from the annotation of a GenBank genome assembly. Lineage: Eukaryota; Metazoa; Rotifera; Eurotatoria; Philodinida; Philodinidae.